UUUACAUUCAAGGCGUUCCAGAGGCAAACUUCUCCCCGACCAACUCGGACUCGACCUGGAAACACAGAGCUUGUGUAUUGAAGCGAACCUAACCCGAGUAACCCUCCACCACUACCACCACUGCAUACACAUAUCCAUAUAGUCAGGGAUCACGGAUCAGGAUGCGCAAGGUGCAGGUCCUGGUGCAGACGCGCGACGGCCGGAAGACCGUCUACGAGGUGGACCGCUUCGGCACGGUGGGCAAUCUGAAGACGCGGAUUGGACGCGCCAUGUCCGUGCCCAUGGGCUUCAGCCGGCUGUCGUACAAGGGUCGCGUGCUGGCCAACCAGAGUGUGCUGGAGGAUGUGGGCGCCAACAAGAUGUCCACCCUGGAUCUCAGCUGGGAGCCGGUCGUCCUCACGCCCAAGCAGAUGAGCGAGAGGGAGAGCGAGUGCGGCAAGAUCGAGGGCUAUGGCCAGAUGCUCAGAACUGGUGGCCUCAUGCAGACAUUGGGCAGUGUCCCGGAUGCGGAUGCGGAUGCGGAUGCCACACCCCACGGUGGCAUAGUCAAUGGACCAGCGGACGGCUCCAGUCCGCGGCAGCUGAACGCGGAGGACGAGCUGGAGGAGGAGCUGGAGGACCAGGACAUCAACUGCGCUUCCUCCGAUGGACUCGACUUCUUUGCCAUUCGGCCGAGCUUCAAGAAAUCCGAUGACUUACUCCCCAAAGGCCAACGAGAGCUGCAGCAGAUGGCGCCAUUGGAGCCACUGGAGCCACUGGAGCCACUGGAGCCACUGGAGCCACUGAAGCCACUGGAUCUGGCCAAGGAUGUGGAGAACUGUGCGGCACCCAAGGCGUCCGCUCACAAGAAGAAGGGCAAGAAGAACCGCAAAAAGAAGUAGACUGUUGUAUAUUUUCUCUUGAUUGUCAAUUCCCUCGAAAUUCCCUCGAAAGCCAGCGACUUUCCACCUUUGAUUUGAAAUCUAAAUUUGCGUUACUAGCAAAAAUAACAAUAAACCCUCGAUAGCUCGAA
Messenger RNA from Drosophila teissieri, 1012 nucleotides. RefSeq lists its product as uncharacterized. Gene Ontology annotation, molecular function: protein binding. The record is from RefSeq and is a predicted model, not a curated record. The transcript has a single exon. NCBI's taxonomy places the organism in Eukaryota, Metazoa, Arthropoda, Insecta, Diptera, Drosophilidae. The coding region runs from base 162 to 881 and encodes 239 amino acids.